This is a messenger RNA of Oncorhynchus mykiss (rainbow trout), 3496 nucleotides long. NCBI's taxonomy places the organism in Eukaryota, Metazoa, Chordata, Actinopteri, Salmoniformes, Salmonidae. The record is from RefSeq and is a predicted model, not a curated record.
CACCGGUAGAAUGUGAAUCUCCCAAGAUGCACUUGUCAAGGGGGGUGUAGGAAGCCAUUUUGUUAUGUUUGCUAUGUGGCUAGCGCCACAUCUCCAGCGGUAGCAUAAUGAUGGAUAAUUUGAGAUUGAAUAUAGCUUUUAAUUUGUUUCACACAUGGAAGUCUGAAAUAUAUAACAUUUAAUAUUUGCCUAAUUUUAAUACGGGCCAGGGAGGGACGCAGUGGAUAUACUAAAUAGUUUGUUUCGCUAACUAAACUAGGCUAGCUAACGCGUUAGCUUACUUCAACGAAAUCUGUUUUUCAGUUUGUUUGGUUCAUCCAAAAGUUUCCCUGAGUUUUAUGGCUUUGGUCUAGGUAUCUACUUUUGUUCAAGUGAGGGAUCGGACUAAGUGGUGCAUCGUAAAUGAAUUAAGAAACAGGGUCAGAGUUGUAUAAUCCAACUUUAGGCUCGUUUGAGAGGACGCGUAGAAGUGCCGCUAACGUUAGCUAACAACUCUUCACAACAACGGCCCUCUGCAUUAAUCUAAUAAUGGCAGAAGACAUACGACAGGACAAGAAAGCCAACUUCUCUGCUCUGACGGAGCACAACAACAACGGAGUGACAAAGAUUUCUGGCCUGGCCUCCAACAAAACUGGCGCCUCCAAGAAAUUAGUCAUUAAAAAUUUCAAAGACAGGCCAAAGCUAGCGGACAACUACACUGAGGACACCUGGCUGAAGCUGAGGGAUGCGGUAGGAGCCAUCCAGAACAGCACCUCCAUCAAGUACAACCUAGAGGAACUCUACCAGGCGGUGGAGAACCUGUGUUCCUAUAAAGUCUCCCCCACACUGUACAAGCAGCUCCGUCAGGUCUGUGAGGACCAUGUCCAGGCCCAGAUACAUCAGUUCAGAGAAGAGUCCCUGGACAGCCUGUCUUUCCUGAAGAGGAUGAACCGAUGUUGGCAGGACCACUGCAGACAGACGAUCAUGAUCCGGAGUAUCUUUCUGUUCCUGGAUCGUACCUACGUGCUCCAGAACUCCCUGCUCCCCUCCAUCUGGGAUACCGGGCUGGAACUCUUCCGGAACCACAUCGUGAGCGACGGGGCUGUCCAGAAGCGCACGGUCGACGGGAUCCUGGAACAGAUCGAACGCGAACGCAACGGAGAGACGGUGGACCGCAGCCUUCUCCGCAGCCUACUGGGCAUGCUCUCAGACCUGCAGGUGUAUAAAGAGUCGUUUGAGGAGCGUUUUUUGAUGGAGACUGACAGACUGUACGCUGCAGAGGGACAGAGGCUGAUGCAGGAACGAGACGUGCCGGAGUACCUGCAUCAUGUGGCUCGUCGGUUGGAAGAAGAGAACGAUCGUGUCAUCAGCUACCUCGACCAGAGCACUCAGAAGCCACUUAUCUCUAAUGUAGAGAAGCAGCUGCUUGGAGAACACAUGACGGCCAUCUUACAGAAAGGUCUCAGUAUUCUGUUAGACGGUAACCGGGUGAUGGAGCUGGCUCUGCUCUACCAGCUCUUCAGUAAGGUGAAGGGAGGACUCCCCACUCUGCUGCAGCACUGGAGAGACUACAUCAAGAGUUUUGGUGGUGAGAUUGUGGGCACCCCAGAGAAGGAUAAGGACAUGGUUCAAGACCUGUUGGACUUUAAGGAUAAGAUGGACAACGUGGCCCAGGGCUGUUUCAACAGAAACGAGAGCUUCAUCAACGCCAUGAAGGAGGCCUUUGAAGCUUUCAUCAACAACAGACCCAACAAACCUGCUGAACUCAUCGCGAAGUACGUGGACUGUAAAUUGAGGGCGGGCAACAAGGAAGCUACCGAGGAGGAGAUGGAGAGAAUUCUCGACAAGAUCAUGAUCAUCUUCCGCUUCAUCCACGGGAAGGAUGUGUUCGAGGCCUUUUAUAAGAAGGACCUGGCCAAACGCCUGCUGGUGGGGAAGAGUGCCUCCGUGGACGCUGAGAAGUCCAUGCUGUCCAAACUCAAACACGAGUGUGGAGCGGCCUUCACCAGUAAGCUGGAGGGGAUGUUUAAGGACAUGGAGCUCUCCAAAGACGUUAUGAUCCAGUUCAAGCAGUACACCCAGAACCAGAGUGAGCCCAGUCAGCUGGAGCUGACGGUCAACAUCCUCACCAUGGGCUACUGGCCCUCCUACACUCCUAUGGAGGUCCACCUGCCCCCUGAGAUGGUGAAGCUCCAGGAGGUAUUCAAGCUGUUCUAUCUGGGGAAACACAGUGGCAGGAAGCUCCAGUGGCAGCCCACCCUGGGCCACGCUGUUCUGAAGACUGAGUUUAAAGAGGGUAAGAAGGAGCUGCAGGUGUCUCUGUUCCAGACGUUGGUGCUAUUGAUGUUCAACGAGGGGGAGGAGUUCAGUGUGGAGGAGAUCAAAUCAGCCACUGGCAUAGAGGAGGGUGAGUUGAGGCGUACCCUGCAGUCUCUGGCCUGCGGGAAGGCGCGCGUCCUCAAUAAGAGUCCCCGGGGGAAGGACAUAGAAGACGGAGACCGCUUCAACUUCAACAACGACUUCAGACACAAACUGUUCCGCAUCAAGAUCAACCAGAUUCAGAUGAAGGAAACGGUAGAGGAGCAGGUGAGCACCACAGAGCGUGUGUUUCAGGACAGACAGUACCAGAUCGACGCGGCCGUUGUCCGCAUCAUGAAGAUGAGGAAAACCCUGGGCCACAACCUGUUGGUGUCAGAACUAUACAAUCAGCUCAAGUUCCCCGUCAAGCCUGGAGACCUGAAGAAGCGGAUUGAGUCGCUGAUUGACAGAGACUACAUGGAGAGAGACAAGGAGAGUCCCAACCAGUACCACUAUGUGGCCUGAGGGGGGCGCCACCUCCAUCCUCCACCCCUCCGGUGCCCUGCCAGUGGGCUCAGCGAGUCAGCAUCAGCUGGCCCUGAUAUAGCCCCAUCUCUCCUUGAACUGCCCCACCCCCUCACCGCCCCUCCCCCCCCUGCUUCUGGGGCCAGUCUGGAGGCCAGAGCCCAACCUGGUCCAACACCAGCCCAGCCAACACCACCCUCAUUGGGGGACUCGGAGCAGACUGGGUCCUGGGGCUGGAGGAGUCUGUCUGGUGGGUGGAAGGCCGGCCGGCACACAUCAUCCGCUGACGACGCUAACAACGAGAACAACGUAGCACUUUCUCAAAUGUGUUGUUUUGGGAGGGGGUGGGGGGGGUCUGUCCACAUCUAUCUGUCUCAGUCUCAGUUCCACUGUAGUUUAGCUCCUGUUGAUUAUUCAGGUUUUUUCUGUGAGGUAACAUAACAUGUACCGGCCUGGGGUAGCACUGUGGCAGUGUUGUCAGACAGGGUACAGGAACAGGUUGGGGGGGGGGGGGGGGUUCACAUGGAUACCGAUUACAAGGAGUGACGAGGGGAGGGAUGCUUUUGGGUCGGGGGACACUCUCUCCUGUAUUUUGACCAACACUUUCCACGCUCUGAAUUUUGUAGACCAGAUUGUAUUCUUUGUAAGAGAGAGAAAGGAAACAUGAAUAAAUUGAUAUUUAAUGAAGAGUUAA